AUGGCCGACCCGGACAUUCCCCCUGAGCAUGUCUACUGCGUCAAAGCUGGGAAGAAGCACUAUGAUCUCUUCACCACUAUCUACGCUGGGGAAAACUAUUGUGGCUGUUGUGGCUUAUCCAACCCCUUUCAAUCCCAACGUCGGGCCAGGUCCAGAACCCCAGCCCUUCCUGGCCCAUAUGAUGAGGUGGUUGAGGUGGAAGAUUCUCCGCCACACCCAGUCAGUCCAGCAAGUCAGCUUAUGCGUGACAGACCCAAACUAGUAUCGUCUUCUGGCAUUGGGUACGCGCAACUGAUCCCAGACGCAGUGUCCGUCCCCAAUGGAAAGACUACGAGUACACGGGCACGCCUGUAUCCCUCCAAGCCAUCAAGCGGUACUCCCUAUCCGCAAUUCAUGGCGAUCGCAUCAGCGGCUAGUCAGGCCAUUCAGAACACUAAAAGCAGCAACAGAAAGCCUACGAGGCAGCGCACUGGCUACCAAUGGGUCCACAUCAGUCUUCUGCUCGUGAGCUUGGAGACCAGGUACUUCAACGGCCUUGCGAUAGAGAUCCCAGAGACGGUGCUACCUCUAAAGGAUACGGUGAUCAAGUUUAGCUCGGCGGAUCUCCUUACCUGGCCUUCAUUCACUCAGAUCUUAUUUGACCACCUUCGUCCACUCCCAAGCACCAUCGAUCCAACCAACAAAGAGCUUUGGAGUCUUUCUUACGCUUCGUCCUUUUCUGGCAAGAAAAUCGUCACCGUUCCCAACAUUGAUAAGUACAUAACGCCGUCGAGCAUGCUCGCUUCUGGACACUUUUCGAACAACCAAGCAGGGCAGUUAAAGGUGCUUGUCGUCCUGACAUCGGCCGACGUGGUUGACAAGCAGGAGCCAAUCACCCCGCUAAGGCCAGACGAAUACUCAACACCUGUCAGAAAAGACAAGAAACGGAAGGUCAAACGGGAAGAAUCGAGCCCAGCUCCCGAGCUAAAGAAGCGCAUCAAGCAAGAGACACAGGUCAAGAAAGAGAAGGGUGCGAAAAAUGAGAGACGAAUCAAGCAGGAAAACACAGUUCCAGCUUCCUCCUACCCGAAUCCGGCGUUUGAUGAGGGUAGCAAAAUCGUCGACAAUAUCGUUGUGAAGGGGGAUACAACAGAUCUGAGCGAUUUUGAGGAUCCCGUCGACGGUCCAGUAUUUGACAGUGCCUCCGACGAGGAAGGAGAUGAGCGUGAGGCAGGCAAAGAGUACGAGAUCGAUUGUGGCAACGAGGCAAGCUUUUUAACAGAGUUCGUAAGAAACCCGGCCAAAAUUUCACCCAGCGAAAUACUGAUCUCAGCAGAUAAACCCGGAGUCGGCAGUCAUCCCGGAAUCUAUCGAACGAGCUCGAACACAACAAUUUGA
Molecule: messenger RNA, 1377 nt
Organism: Ilyonectria robusta
Lineage: Eukaryota; Fungi; Ascomycota; Sordariomycetes; Hypocreales; Nectriaceae
Exons: 1
Coding region: 1-1377 (458 amino acids)
Source: RefSeq, a predicted model, not a curated record